UCUAGUUGUGUGUGGUCGUGACGGGACAUUAAAAUCCUCCAUAUCAGAGCUGAUCCUGCAGCAGACAGACAGAAGAUCAGAGUGUGUGAGGAGAGACGUGCAGCUUCAUGGCCGUCUGAUCAGUCUGGUGAAGCUUCAAGCUCUCAGUCGGCUCUCAGAGGAGGAAGUGAUGCAUCAGACUCUCCGUUGUGUUUUUCUCUGUGAUCCUGGAGUUCAUGUUUUCCUCCUCAUUAUUCCUGACGGUCCAAUGACUGAUGAAGACAAAGCAGAAAUGGAGGAGAUCCAGAGGAUAUUCAGCCCAAGGAUCAACAAACACAUCAUGAUCCUCAUAAUGCAGAAUUCAGAGCAUCAGACAGCAGAACUCAAUGAAGAAACAAAGUCUGUCAUUGAGAGUUUUGGAGGACGACAUAAUUUCUUUGGUCCCAACACACAAGUGUCCACAUUGAUGGAGAACAUUGAGCAGAUGGUGGAAGAAAACAGAGGAGAGUUCUUCUCCACAGAGACAUUUUUUGAUGCACAGAUGAAAAAAAUACAGACAGACAUUAAUUUUCAAGGUUCAACAGAGAGAGAAGAUAAAAUAAGGAUUGUGCUGCUGGGAAAAACUGGAGUUGGGAAAAGUGCAACAGGAAACACCAUCUUAGGAAGAGACGCGUUUAAAGCAGAAACAUCUCAGCAAUUAGUGACUAAAGAGAGUCAGAGAGAAUCAUCUGAAAUCAACGGUCGACACGUUACUGUGAUCGACACUCCAGGACUGUUUGGUACUGAACUUACCAAUGAGGAGAUCCAGAGAGAAAUCAGCCACUGCAUCUCCAUGAUACUGCCUGGACCACAUGUGUUCAUCAUUGUGCUCAAUUUAGGACAACGCUUCACUCAAGAAGAAGAAACAUCAGUGAAGAUCAUUCAAGAGACAUUUGGGGAGAAAUCUCUAAUGUACACCAUGGUGCUCUUCACCAGAGGAGAUGAUCUGAAGGAUAAAACAGUUCAUCAGUGUUUGGGGAAACCUGGAUCUCCUGUGAUGAAGCUGAUUGAAGCGUGUGGAAACAGAUUCCAUGUGUUCAAUAAUAAUCAGACUGGAGACCGAACACAGGUGUCUGAUCUAUUGAUGAAGAUAGACGCCAUGGUGAAAGCAAACGGAGGGAGUUUCUACUCAUGUAAGAUGUUCAGAGAGAUGGAAAUAGAAAAACAAGAACAACAAAUGAAGUUCCUGAUGGACAGAGUCAGAGAAGAACUGGUAGGCAAACAUGAAGAAGAGAUUAUGAAGAUGAUGAUGGAGGAAGAAAGACAGAAUCGUGACAUAGAGAGAAAGAGAAGAGAAGAGCAUGAUGAUAAAAGGAGUGAGAGGGAGAAACAGAUUUCUGACUAUCAAUAUCUGAGACUUACUAAGAGUAAAGAGAUGAAGAUGUGCUCUAAAACCGAUGAUUCAGUACAGGUGAGUGUUCAGUACAAGUUCUGUUAUUACAAAAAAAAAAAAAAAAAAAAAUUGUAACAGAAAUAAUAACCCACCAAAACUUGCCAAAAGGUUAUUGAAUGAUUUGUGUUGCUUUUAACUCCAAAAGGUCACAGCCUACAGGAAACUGGAGACUGAAUACAGCAAGUGGUCCUGGAGUCUUCACAGCACCAUGAUGGAAACUGAGAACAAACUAUACAACAAAAUAGAAAAUGAAGCAAUUCACGAGGUUGAUGAAACUGAUCUUCAAAGAGAACUGAAGAAGACAAGUGAAGAAGUGGAAAAAUCAAUGUCUGAAUUCUUUGAGAAAAACACAGAUGCAGAUAUACUGAUUCAGUGGAAAACAUCAUUUGAAAUCAAAAUCAAAGAGAUUCAGGAAAACAUUGUAAGAGAAAAAAAGAGGAAAUUAAAUGAGAUUCUUCAGCAGCGAGACCUGAAGAAAAUUAUUGAUGCUCAGAGGACACAUCAUGAAAACACUCUCUAUGAAAAGAGCAAAAAACUUGCCUUGAAACUCAAAGACAAAACAAAUGAUGAAGAAACACUGAAGAAAAAGUUUGAUUUGUUUUUGGAACAAUAUGUGAAGAAGAUCAUAGACACUAAACCAAUCAAAGACAUUGACAUAAUGAGAGAUGUGAAAAAGCACCACAGUGACAUCUAUAGAGGUGUUUUUUUCAAUCACUGGAUGGAGAGCAGGGACAUUUUUUCUGUGGCAAGUUAUUCUGAUUAUGUAAAGGGAAACCGGUCCAGUGGAUUUACAGGAGAUUUUAAAAAUGCCAUCAAAUUAGCAAUAGGGAGAUUUGGUUAUGCUCUUUCUAAAGAGGAUGAAGCCCAAAUAAGAUCAUUAGUCACAGAUGUUGGUCAGCAAGCAGACAAAAUUAUUCAGUCAUUUAACAUUUCAAAGAUGGGCUACAACAUCAGCUGCAUUCCACAACUCACAGAUUACAUCAGGGUAAGAGUAAAAGAACAUCAGGAAGGACCAGUGAAAUAUGUGUUUAAGAGUAAAUUUGUCAUGGACUUGGUUUAUUCCAUCUGUAAGAGAGCAAACAAGAUGAUCAGUGACCAACAUCGGCUGUUCAGAGAAGCCAAUGAUCCUGAAAUAUAUGUUAAGAAGAAGAGAGAAGAGUACUAUAGUAUUUUCCAGAAAUACUGUCAUGAAGCAACAUCACCUACCAUUUUUGGUGAGAUCAUCUGUCAGAAACUUAAAGAGCCCAUUGAGCAGAGUGUCUACAAGAAGACUGCCAGAGAUAUGACAGAUGAAAUCAGAUCAAACUGUGAAUCACUGAAUGGAAACAGAUCAAAUCUGGAGAAACACAUCUUGAAGACACUGGCAGAAGAGGAAGAUUUUGGAAAAUACAUGAACUACAUUCAUAAUCCCAAAGAUCACUUCAAGAGUUUCAUCAGAGAUGAAGUCAGUCAGUACAUCAUUCAUAAGUUCAGUGUCAGUGUUUUACCCAAGAUGAAGUGGAACAUUAAACUCCUGCAGCAGAAGAUCAUGAAAGCAGCACAUGAAUCUACUGAACAUGUUCAAGUGAAAAGAGGAGAUGUUGGUUUGUGGUUGAAGAGUUUCACACAGCAGCUCUCAGAUGAGCUGAUCUUCUCUGAAAAAGACCUCAGUGGAGUGAAACAUGAUGUUGUUGAUGAUUUUACGCUUCUAGAAGAUGUGAUGAGAAAACAACUUCCUGCUAUAAUGUCAGACAUCAGCAGUAGAUUCAACAGAAAGACAUUUCUAGUAAAUCUUGACUAUAAGGACAGACCACACCAGAUUCUGAUUGAUCACUUCAGUCAGUGCUGUUGGGUUCAGUGUCCGUUCUGUAAAGCCACCUGCACCAACACCAUAGAAAACCAUCAUGAAGAUCACAGAGUUGCUUUCCACAGAGUGGAUGGAAUUAAUGGCACAUAUUAUGGUUUAACACAGAAUCUUUGUACUGAUAUUUGUACAAGUUUAGUGGGAAGUGAUCAGCAUUUUAAUACACCAGAUGGUCAGUUUAAAUAUAAAGAA
Ctenopharyngodon idella (grass carp) is the source of this 3446-nucleotide messenger RNA. Its product is annotated as GTPase IMAP family member 9-like. Gene Ontology annotation, molecular function: GTP binding. NCBI's taxonomy places the organism in Eukaryota, Metazoa, Chordata, Actinopteri, Cypriniformes, Xenocyprididae. The transcript is spliced from 2 exons. The coding region runs from base 170 to 1486 and encodes 438 amino acids. The record is from RefSeq and is a predicted model, not a curated record.